AUAUUAACUACUCAUGACACAUGUGGUCUGUUUAGUUCAUUCGGUGGAAGUAGCUCCAGUAUACAGGCACUAGAAGCCCAGCGGUCCACCCACCCCCAAACAACCCACUCUGACAACCACUCCCAGACAACUUGUUUUUCUGCAAGUGUGAAAAAGACGCUGCAAAGCUGUUACUUUGUCUUUCGGUUUGCAGCAAUAAAAAGGAGACACCACGUGGAAACAGCAGUGGAACAGACAUCAUGCUGGGUUCUUUGGUUCUGGUUUGGAUUUGUAUCUUCCUCGUUUUCCUCUUCAUCAGGAUUCAAAGGCCCAAGAACUUUCCUCCUGGACCCAGACCCAUACCCAUAUUCGGGAACCUGUUACAGCUUAACAUCUUAAAUCCUCUGAAAGACUUUAAGAGGUUGGCUCGGCGCUAUGGGAAUGUUUACAGCCUGUAUAUUGGCAGAAUACCAGCAGUGGUUCUUAAUGGUUUUAAGCCCAUAAGGGAGGCUUUGGUGACCAAUGCUGCAGACUUUUCUGGACGCCCACAGAACCUCAUGGUCAACAGCGUAUCACAGAGAAAUGGAUUCGUAUUUGCUGACUAUGGCCCUUCAUGGAAGGAGCACCGUCGCUUUGCUCUCAUGACCCUGAGGAACUUUGGCCUGGGGAAGCAGUCUAUGGAGAAGAGGAUUCUGGGAGAGGCUGAACACAUUGUUGCACGCUUGGAGAAGUGUACAGGCUCAUAUAUGAAUCCUAAGACUUUGUUCCAUGAUGCUGCAUCAAAUAUCAUCUACCUGGUAUUAUUCAGCACGCGCUUCGACUAUGAGGAUGAAACUCUCAAAGAGUUUGUUCGAUGCUUCACUGAAAAUGCAAAGAUUGUUAAUGGACCCUGGUCAAUGAUCUAUGAUACACUUCCUGUGGUCAGAGCCCUUCCUCUUCCCUUUAAGAAGGCCUUUCAAAAUUACAGGACAGUUAAACAAAUGGUGACAGACAUGAUAAACAAGCACAACACAACAAGACUAUUAGGGGAGCAAAGAGACUUUGUCGACUGCUACCUAGACCAGCUUAAUAAAGAAGAAGAGGGUCGAUGCUCUUUUGAUGAGGAGCAUCUUGUGGGGAUGGUCAUAGACCUGCAUGGUGCUGGGACAGACACCACCUCCAACACCCUGCUAACAGCAUUCCUCUACCUCAUGACUCAUCCAGACAUUCAAGAGAAAUGCCAGCAGGAGAUCGAUGAGGUUCUGAAGGGAAAAGCUCAGGCGUCUUUUGAGGACAGACACAACAUGCCAUACACACAGGCUGUGAUUCAUGAGUCUCAGCGCAUCGCAGACACCGUCCCUCUGAGUGUGUUCCACUGUACCACGAGAGAUACUCAACUCAUGGGCUACAGCAUCCCAAAGGGCACUCUCAUCAUCCCCAAUCUCUCCUCAAUACUGAGUGAGGAAGGCCAGUGGAAGUUUCCACAUGAGUUCAACCCAGCCAACUUCCUGAAUGAGCAGGGACAGUUUGAGAAACCUGAGGCCUUUUUACCCUUUUCUGCUGGGCCUCGGAUGUGUCUUGGUGAGGGCCUUGCUCGCAUGGAGCUGUUCCUCAUCUUGGUCACCCUGCUGCGCCGGUUCCAGUUUGUCUGGCCUGAAGAUGCAGGAGAACCAGACUUCACUCCUGUAUAUGGAAUCACAGUCACACCCAAGCCAUACAGGAUGGGGGUCAGGCUGAGACAGAUACCUGGAGAAAUGUAGAAAUGAUUAAACUUUCUUUUUUUGCCUGCAUAGGAUUUCAUCAGGUUAAAAAUAAAUCAUAAUCACUUCAAAUUUG
Molecule: messenger RNA, 1794 nt
Organism: Electrophorus electricus (electric eel)
Lineage: Eukaryota; Metazoa; Chordata; Actinopteri; Gymnotiformes; Gymnotidae
Product: cytochrome P450 2C3-like
Biological process (GO): xenobiotic metabolic process
Cellular component (GO): cytoplasm; intracellular membrane-bounded organelle
Molecular function (GO): heme binding; iron ion binding; oxidoreductase activity, acting on paired donors, with incorporation or reduction of molecular oxygen, reduced flavin or flavoprotein as one donor, and incorporation of one atom of oxygen
Source: RefSeq, a predicted model, not a curated record